Molecule: messenger RNA, 818 nt
Organism: Tribolium madens (black flour beetle)
Lineage: Eukaryota; Metazoa; Arthropoda; Insecta; Coleoptera; Tenebrionidae
Gene: Osi20
Exons: 3
Coding region: 1-747 (248 amino acids)
Source: RefSeq, a predicted model, not a curated record
AUGUGGCGUUUGACAGUUGUUGUUUUAGCCCUUGGUGCAACUGCAGCACAAAAUGUUUCACCCAAAACGGGAGAUGAACUCGUCUCAUCUGUCCUGAAAAAUUGUGCAAAUAUGGACUGUGUCAAAAGCAACGUUUUGGGCUAUUUGGACAACAUUCUGAAAAUCGAUAGUGAUGCAAGAAAUGCAAAGAAUAUCGACGCUGCGAUCUUCAAACGAGCGGCGAAAGUUCUGAAAACGCACGAAUUCAGGCUGAAAUUGCCUGAAAUGAUCUUCGACAAGACUGAAAUUGUUUACAAUCCCAGGACUGGUCUCGAUGUCGCCACUACCGAUAUUGAAUCUCGUGGCUUGUUCCUCAAAAAGAAGAUUCUCCUCCCCUUCCUCCUCCUCCUGAAACUGAAAAUGAAAGCUCUCAUGCCAAUUUUCGUCGCUCUGAUCGGUCUGAAAUCACUCAAAGCUCUCAUUCUCAGCAAAUUGGCCAUUUUGAUCGUCCUCGGUUUCAUAAUUUACCAAUUUGUUGGUAAAAAUGGUAUGCCAAUGCCCAUGUCCAUGUCCAUGGCACCGGCUGAACCACCAGCAUCCAUGUACGGACCUCCGUCCACGGCUCCACCAAGUUCGUACGAACCAGGAUGGGAACCCAAUCAAGGUGGUCCAUAUUCCAGAGUCUGGACCAAUGACAAUUCAGCACAAAACAUAGCCUACUCGGCUUAUUACCCCGGCCCAUCGAGUACCACCACCUCACGUCCUUGAUUUGAUCCUGCGAGAGCCUUAAAGUUAUUUAUUGUUGCACUGUUGGAAAUAAAUUAUUUUGUACAUAGUGA